AGGACGUGAACCAGAAGCUGCAGGAGGACAACCAGGAGCUGCGGGACUUGUGCUGCUUCCUGGACGAUGACCGGCAGAAGGGGAAGCGGGUGUCCCGGGAGUGGCAACGCCUGGGUCGCUUCAGCGCCAGCAUGAUGAGGAAGGAGGUGGCCAUCUAUCUGCAGAAGUUAAAGGAUCUGGAGCAGCGGCAGGUGGAGGUCAUCAAGGACAACCUGGAGCUGAAGGAGGUGUGUCUGAUGCUCGAGGAGGAGAGAGCUGCGGCCGCCGUCGGAGGUGGUGGCGGCGGGGUGGUGGGAGGUCAGGGGGAUGCCGGCUGCAGAAGCUCCAUAGACAGCCAGAUCAGCCUGUCUCAUCUGGGGGGAGGCGGGCCUGCAGCUGGCCUGCUGCGGGACGUUGGCGAUGGGAGCAGCACCUCCAGCGCGGGGAGCACGGACAGCCCCGAUAACUCUCACCACAAAACCCCUCCUCUAAGCUCCGGGGCUAGCCCGGGGUCCGGUGCUAGGUAUGCUUCCUCGGAGCAGCACAGAGACCUGUGUGAGUCCCCUGGGAGGAGGCACAGCUCGAGCACGGAGUACCACACCUUUCCACAGUACAGCCGCGCCCCAGGGGGCUCCCUCACAAACCUGGACCCCCACAUCCUUCAACGGCCCAGCCCAGAGAAACACGGCAAGUCUCCUGCCAGGGUACCCUGCAGCUCUGACCCGCUGGCCCAGAAACAGCUGCUGAUAUCAGCGGGUGGGGGGAAAGGCUCGGCUAAGUCCAGUCCAGAGCUGAGUCAGAGACAGCGUCAGGGACACAGGGUGGGAGCCGGCUGUGACGGUCCCGAGGGUAAGCCGGCAACGAAGGGGACCCCGGAGCACCUGAGGAAAGAGUGGGUGAUUGUCGGGUGUCCAGAAUCUAUACGACACCAUCAUCCGCACAGCCCCGGGACAGAACACGGCAAGGGGAGGUACAGCAGGGACGGGGGUCCGAGAAGGCCUGUGGGUGAGGAGAUGAGCCCCCAACACCAGAGUCUGUACAACGUUGGACCACUGGGACACAAACAGACGAGUAAGCAGGUCAGGACUAGAUCAAGGACAGCCUUGGUGAACGAGAGAUAAAUGGAGUAAAAGCUCUGAUUUCUGCUGGCUGCUGUACUGGUUCCUGUCGAAGUGUAAAGCUUUGGGACAGCUUUGACACCUCCUAACCUGAACACGCCU
Messenger RNA from Austrofundulus limnaeus, 1199 nucleotides. Its product is annotated as coiled-coil domain-containing protein 85A. NCBI's taxonomy places the organism in Eukaryota, Metazoa, Chordata, Actinopteri, Cyprinodontiformes, Rivulidae. The record is from RefSeq and is a predicted model, not a curated record.